Messenger RNA from Ostrinia nubilalis (European corn borer), 9961 nucleotides. RefSeq names its product hemocytin (gene Hml). Gene Ontology annotation, molecular function: protein binding; chitin binding. Bases 1 to 9393 code for a protein of 3130 amino acids. NCBI's taxonomy places the organism in Eukaryota, Metazoa, Arthropoda, Insecta, Lepidoptera, Crambidae. Gene Ontology annotation, cellular component: extracellular region; extracellular matrix. The transcript has 55 exons. The record is from RefSeq and is a predicted model, not a curated record.
AUGCGCCUGCCCGCCUGGACAGGUAGGCCAUCUCCCUCGCUCGUACCAGGCUCCUGGCUGCGAGAAAAGGACGCACGACAUGUAGCGUGCUCAUACAGCCGCGAGCGGACCUGCACCGACGUGGCGCUGUCUGCCACCAGCAACUGCAAGCCUUGCUGCGUGGAGGGAUGCGCCUGCCCGCCUGGACAGGUAGGCCAUCUCCCUCGUUCGUACCAAGCUCCUGGUGUGCGAGAGAGGGACGCACGACAUGUAGCGUGCUUAUACGGCUGCGAGCGGACCUGCACCGACGUGGCGCUGUCUGCCACCAGCAACUGCAAGCCCUGCUGCGUGGAGGGCUGCGCCUGCCCGCCAGGACAGGUCCUCGAUGAUAAGAACACUUGCGUGCCGAAAGGUUUGUGCCCUUGCAACCACAAAGGCAUGAAGUUCGACGCCGGCUACAAAGAGGUCAGGCCUGGCAGACGCGAGAGAGAACUAUGUACCUGCGUGGGCGCACGAUGGGAGUGCGUGCCGGCAACCGACUCAGACAUCCAGAACUACCCUCCGGCAGAAGAUUUACGAUCUAAUUGCAGCGCCGCCAACCAUAUGGAGUUCACCACCUGCAUGGUCGCUGAGCCGCUGACUUGCAAGAACAUGCAUCUACCGCCUUCCACCACGAGCGCCGAGUGCCGACCGGGCUGCCAGUGCAAGGCGGGCUUCGUGCUUGACGCGGGCGCCCACAAAUGCGUUCCGCGCGCCGCCUGCCCCUGCCACCACGGCGGCCGCAGCUACCCCGACGGGAGCCUCAUGCAGGAGGCGUGCAACACCUGCGAGUGUAAGAGCGGCAACUGGUCGUGCACCACCCGCGUUUGCUCCGGCCUGUGUGGCGCGUGGGGUGACUCCCACCUCGACACCUUCGACGGAGCGCAGUAUGACUUCGAAGGAGUCUGCACAUAUCUGCUGGCUAAGGGUGUCAUGGACUCCAAUGAUGGAUUCGAUGUGGAGAUACAGAACGUACCAUGCGGGACAACGGGCGCGACGUGCUCCAAGUCAACCACCCUGAAGGUGGGCGGUGGCGGCAACCAGGAGGUGGUUGCGCUCACCAAGGGCGCGCCGUUACCUGACACCUCCAAGCUGAAGAGGAUAAAGCUUCGCGUAGCGGGCGCGUUUGUGUUCUUGGACGUGCCGUCUCUGGGCGUUAGCCUGCAGUGGGACCGCGGCCUACGCGUUUACGUUAAAGUGGAUGCAGUCUGGCGCAACAGGGUGAAGGGUCUCUGCGGCAACUUCAACGGCGAUCAGCGCGACGACUUCCAAACGCCAUCUGGUGGAGGUCUACCGGAAUCAUCCGCUUUAGUAUUCGCGGACUCUUGGAAACUGAAACCUACGUGCCCUAAACCAAAAGAAGUUUCGGACUACUGCAAAACCCGUCCCGAGCGCAGAGACUGGGCAGUCAGCACAUGCGGCAUCAUGAAGCAGUACCCAUUCAUCUUAUGCGCCACCGAAGUGUCUCCCGCUCCAUACAUCGAGCGCUGCGAACGCGACGCCUGCGCGUGCGACUCGGGCGCCGACUGCGACUGCGCCUGCGCGGCGUUAGCUGCGUACGCGCACGCUUGCGCGGUUAGAGGCGUCACCUUUAAUUGGCGCAGCCAGGCAGUUUGCCCGAUGCAGUGCGACGAGGAGUGCUCGAACUACGACGGCUGCGUGUCGGCGUGCCCGGCCGAGACUUGCGACAACACGCAAGGGUACAAGGAGCUUAAAGGCAACUGCGAGCAGGACACUUGCGUCGAAGGAUGUAAGCCCAAGAAGCCAUGCCCAGAAGGCCAAGUGUAUAGCAACGACAGCUUAACCGAAUGCGUUCCGCGAGCAAAGUGCCGUCCAGUCUGUAUGACGCUACCAGAUGGAAGAGAGGUGUUCGAGGGUGACGUCAUUGAGGAAGACGAGUGCCACACCUGCCGAUGCUCCAAGGAGGAACGAGUGUGUACCGGCCAGCCCUGUUCCACUGAGUCGGUAAGUGUACAACCAUGGAGUCUAGGGAGAGAGACAGAUAGUUGCUGGAUGAUGACUCCCAAACCGCACGACGAGCCUCUAAAGUGUGUGGAUGGCUGGACGGCGUGGGUCAGCAAGCACACACCAGAGGCGGGCCCUCGCGGGGAGUCCGUGGAGAAAGAGCCACUGCCGGAGCUUAAAGACCUGAAAAUCGGCUCCCCAAUGUGCAGCAAAGACAUGAUGAAAGGCAUCGAGUGCCGCACGCGAGUCAACCACGAGACGCCGAAACAGACCGGCCUCGACGUCGAGUGCAGCCUGGAGCGAGGCCUAGUCUGCCGCGAGACCGGCACUACCUGUCCUGACUUCGAGAUCAGGGUGCUGUGUGAAUGUGAAUUCCAAUGCCUCAACGACACGCACCCUAACUACCAACAUCCCACUGACUGCGACAAAUUCUACGAGUGCACGCCUGACUUACUCAACCAAUCUAUACGUCACGCCGUGCUCAAAACCUGUGGAGCUGGCACCAUGUACAACCCUGUGACGAUGGUGUGCGACUGGCCCGCUUCUGUGGCAGCCGUGCGACCCGAGUGUGGCGCCACUGAAGGAACCACUCCUAGCACCACAAAGAUCACAACUCUUGCGCCUACUUCACCUACCACACCAACGACGACGGAACAAGCAAGCACGGCCGGGCUGUGUCCUCCAGGCCAGGUGUACCGCGAUUGCGCUUAUCCUUGCGACCAGCUCUGCGACUACCUUGGAGCUGUGAUCAGAGACAAGGGCCAGUGUGGACCUAGAGACAAGUGCAUCAAAGGCUGCGUGGACAUAUCGGUGGCCGAGCAGAAGUGCGGCAAAGGGUACCGCUGGCGCGACAUGAAGACCUGCGUGCCUGAGAAGGACUGCACUUGCUAUGCUGACGGGAAGAUGGUCAAGCCUGGCGAGCGCAAAUCCGACGGCUGCGUCACGUGCCAGUGCCUCAACAACGCGUUCCAUUGCGACUCUUCCCACUGCACGACCCUCGGCACCACCUACAUCGACGAGGAACGCAACCAGCCCAUCAAGUAUACCACGACCACGACACCAAAGCCCACCACGCCUAAACCUACCACUGUGACCACAAAGGCGACCACCACGAAAGCGACCACGCUGCCGCCGACUACUGUGACGCCUCUGAUUAUAAAGAGUACGGUCUCGCCGCCGCCAGAAUGUGAUCCUGAAGGGUACAAAUACCUUCUUUGGGGUGAUGACGUGGAAGUGAAGCCGAUAUUGACCGCGAGCUCGGUUGCUAGCAACCAGUUCCUACCGCAAGACGCUGUGCUCAACGGCCGCCCGAAAGCUGUCUCUGCUGGCAGUUGGAACCCGGAGAUCAACGACAAGAACCAGUACAUCCAAGUGGAACUGCCUCACGCGGAGCCGAUAUACGGCGUGGUGCUGCAAGGCAGCCCGCUGUUCGACCAGUACGUCACCAGCUACGAGAUCAUGUACGGCGAUGACGGCAACGCCUAUAGUCUCGUCAGCGAGCCUGAUGGUUCGCCCAAGGUGUUCCGCGGGCCAGUAGACCACAAGACGCCGCUGAAGCAAAUGAUAUCCCCGCCAAUAGAGGCCAAGUUCGUGCGCAUAAAACCUCUAACUUGGCACGAGGAGAUCGCCGUUAGGCUCGAGCUGAUCGGCUGCGGAGAACCAAAAAGCACCACUCCUGAAGAGAUCCCCACUACGCCAGAACAGAUGCAAUGCACGGAGCCACUCGGUUUAGCAGCGGACUUGCCUAUUGAAAGCAUCGAAGUGAGCUCGAACAACGACGAGCGCAAAUACUUCGCGUUGGAUGGACCACGAGGCUGGCGUCCACUCUACAGCACACCCGGAGAAUGGAUCAUGUUCGAUUUCAUGUCCCCGCGCAAUCUCACCGGCAUAAAGACCAAGGGCGGGCCCAAGGGAUGGGUGUCGGCCUACCACGUCAAGUACACCUGCGACCUGGCCACCUUCAACCCGGUGGUAGACAGCUCCGGGAACCAGAAGCUGUUCCCAGGCAACUUUGACCAGGACACUCCUGUGCUGAACGAGUUCGCGCUGCCUGUACACGCGAGAUACCUGAAAGUGCUGCCGGUGAAAUGGAAUAGAGGCAUCGAGAUGAGGAUCGAACCUAUCGGAUGCUUUGAGCCUUACCCUAUUACCACGACCACUCCAGCCGUGGAAGUCCAGGGCAGCACUCCGCCGUCAUGUAGCGUAUGCCCAAGAGUGGAGGCGACCAGCUGCUCCUGCGAUGGCGUCGGCGACUAUUUCAACGGCGAGGUGUGCGUGCCGCGCGACCUGUGCCCCUGCGUCCACCUGACAGGCCAGGGCAGCACUCCGCCGUCAUGCAGUGUGUGCCCCGGCGUGCAGGCGGCCAGCUGCUCGUGCGACGGCGUCGGCGACUAUUUCAACGGCGAGGUGUGCGUGCCGCGCGACCUGUGCCCUUGCGUCGUGGGGCACCUCACGUACGACGUGGGCGCGACAUUCCGCGGCGAGAACUGCGACGAGUGCGUGUGCAAGCUCGGCGGCGUCACCGACUGCAAGCCCGUCAAGGAGUGCAAGUGUGCCCCGACCUUAGUACCCAAGCUAGUACCUAAACCGUCUUGCGAGUGCUUCUGCGAGCCGUGCCCUCCUGGCACCAGGAUCUGUCCCACCAGCAAGUUAUGCCUGGCUCUCGACAAGUGGUGCGACGGCCUGCAAGACUGUCCCGAUGAUGAGAAGGAAUGCACCACCACCACCAUUACCACGCCCAAACCGACGACAUUGGAGCCGACGAUAGUGACUACUGUUCAGCCUACGGUCGGCGUCACUGCUGCUACGAAAACAGAAAUCACUACUACGCCUAAACCGCUAGUGUGUCCAGUAGUAGAGUGUCCUCCGAACUACAUCGUCCGCUACACCACUCCUUCCAGCCACUCCCGCUCCUACACGUCUGACAUCCCGCCGCCGCGGCCGAGGUACUCCUACCAGCGAUACCAGCAAGGAGGGUACGCUAACGGCGGGUACGCUAAAGGAGGGUACUCUAAGGGAGGGUACUCUAAAGGCGGGUACUCGAAAGGAGGCUUCUCGAAGGGCGGAUACAAUCCUGUUCUGCCAACGUCGCAACCGAACCAGGCCUUCACUCUGGACAAGCCGACCCUAAACCCAGCUCAAGACCUGAAGAAACAGGAGUGCCCUCAAUUCAAGUGCGUCCCGCAGCUGCCGCCGCCGCCGCGGCCGGGCUCCACGCCGGCGCCGCUCGUCUGCUCGGCGCCCGCCUGCCCGCCGCGCUACUCGCUGCGGCUGGACGCCGGCCCGGUGGCGCCGCACGAGUGCCCGCAGUACUCAUGCGUGCCGCCGCCAGAGAGACUUGCCUUCUGCAACGUGACGGAGCGCGCUGUAAGCACGUUCGACGGCUCCGACUACAAGUAUGACCUCUGCUUCCACAUCCUGGCCAGGGACAACCGGUUCGAUGCCUGGAGUGUGCUGGUCCGCAAGAAGUGCCGCCUAGACGGCUGCCAGAACGAAUUAAUCGUGCACCAAGACGACCAGCUCAUCAAGGUCAAGCCGAACCUCAUGAUCGAGUACGAUAACUACGAGUACACCGUCGAGCAGACCACCAAGAUAUGCUUCCAGAAGAACAGCUUCGACGUGGCCAAGCUUGGGAAUGGACUCUCCAUCAAGUCGAGACGAUACAACUUCACUGUGCUCUAUAAUACAGACGGGGACAUCAAGAUUGGAGUAUCCAAAAAGUACAUGGGUACGGUAGACGGUCUCUGCGGCGCUUUCGACGGCUCCCUUCACAACGAGCGGCGCCUUCCAGACGGGUCUUUGGCCGCCAACAGCGACCAAAUGGCCCGCGCGUGGGGAAGGCCGGGCCUGCCCAAAGACGCUUGCAAGACGAAGGUCAUCGAUGAGAAGAAACAGAAGAGGGUCUGGGAGCUGUGUGACGUCAUCACCCAAGAACCGCUCGCGAAAUGCGGUAAAGUUCUCAGCUUAGACAAAUGGCGCAACAUCUGCUUGGAGAAGAUCUGCAAAUGCACCGACCUCAUAGUGAACGGCACCAAGAAGACCGAGGAAGAAUGCCGCUGCCUGCUUGUGGAGAAACUCGUGGCUGAAUGCCUCGCGGCCGAUAAGGAUGUCGAUAUAUCCGAGUGGAGAAUGAAGCUGAAUUGCCCUGCCGAGUGCCCGCCGCCGCUCGUCCACUUCGACUGCUACCGCAAGCGCUGCGAGCCCUCGUGCCCUACGCAAGGUGUAGCUCGGACGGACUGCCCGGCGGAAGACGGCCAGUGCUUCCCGGGCUGCUACUGCCCGCCCGGCACCUACCGCAGGGACCAGCGCUGCCUGGCGCCCGACUCCUGCCUCGACUGCGCAUGCAAGGGUGUGGGCACUCCUGCCGGGUACACGACGUUCGAGGGAGACAGCUUCCCAUUCCUCGGGAACUGCACCUACCUGGCCUCCCGGGACAGGAAUGAGACUGGACAACAUAAAUACGAGGUGUACGCAACGAACGGACCGUGCGAAGACAACGCAAACGUCAUCUGCACUAAAACGAUUCAUGUGAUCUACGAGAAGAACGUCAUCCAUAUUAGCAAAGAUGCUGCAAACAAGAAGUUGGCGACAACAAUCGGCAACGAGCUGGUGUUCAAGUACCCCGUGAAGAAGGACUGGGUCACCAUCAGCCAGCUCAACGGCAGAGACGUCAUGGUGAUGCUGACGGAAGCUCAUGUUGAGGUGACAGUACUGGCGUCGAAGAUGGAACUAUCAGUGCGCGUGCCAACAUUCUUAUACAGCAACCGCACCGAGGGCCUGUGCGGCGUAUGCGCAGGCUCACACGAGCACCUCAUCACCAGCAACGGGACUGAUACUGAUGACUUUGAGGAGUAUGGCAAGAGCUGGCAAGCUACCCCAUCAGCUCUGACUACCCUGGAGAUCCCGCCGGAACAACAGCAGUGCGAUCAUCCACCACCACCGCCGCCCUGCACGCCGCCGCCGCCCGAGGACAACCCUUGCUAUAAUCUCUACAACCCGGAGGUGUUCGGAGCCUGCCAUGCCCUAGUGGACCCUCAGUCCUACGUGGAGUCGUGCGUUGAAGAACAGUGCUCCAUGAAUAACAGCGACGUGUGCGCGACUCUAGCACGAUACGCUGACGCGUGCCGGCAGCAGGGCGUCUGCUUGACUUGGCGCUCCGCAGCCCUGUGUCCUUACACUUGUGAGAAGCCACUCGUAUACCGGGCGUGCGUGGACUGCGAGCGCACGUGCGACAACCACGACAUCCUCGAGAAGCACCCCGACAAGUGCACCAAUAAGCCUGUAGAAGGCUGCUUCUGCCCCGAAGGGAAGGUGCGAGUGAAUAACACGUGUAUCGAGCCAACCAAAUGCUUCCCGUGCGACGUGGACAAGGAACACUAUGCUGGAGACGAGUGGCAGGAGGACGCGUGCAAGAAGUGCACGUGCAGCAAGCUGCCGGGCGAGGCGCGCGCGCACGUGGCGUGCACCACGCAGGCCUGCAGCGCGCCCGUGUGCGCGCAGGGCGAGGACAUGCUCACCAAGCCCAAACCAUCAGGCGCUUGCUGCGACCAGUACGUGUGCGUGCCAAAACCGCGAGCGGAAUGCGAGGAGCCAAAGAAGAUGGAGUGCGGCUUCGGGCAGGUGCUCAAACAGAAGACUACCGCCAAUGGCUGCAAAGAGUUCGCUUGUGAAUGUAAACCAGCCAGCGAAUGCGAACACAUCCCAACUGACGAAGAGGUGGACUUCUUAGAGCCGGGGCUCGAGCGCGUCAUCGACAACAGCGGCUGCUGUCCCAAGGUCAACAUGGUCUGCCGCAAGGAGGCCUGUCCCAAGAAGCCGGACUGUCCCAAGUUCCAGAACCUAGUCGAGUACAAUAUAACCGGGAAGUGUUGCCAGAAAUAUGAGUGCGAACCACCCAAGGACAAAUGCGUUGUGACACUGGAAUGGGAAGCGGCGCCGCGCGGAGGAGAGAAGGCAAGAGCGGAGCCCGAAGAAGUUCUCAAAGAUAUCGACGAGGCAUGGCUGGACGGCCCGUGCCGUAGGUGUCGCUGCGAGCGCUCCUCGCUCGGGGCUUCGGCGCAGUGCUCCGUGACGGAGUGCCCGGCGUCCCUAGCAGCGAGCCAGUUCGUGCUGGAGCCCCGCCCAGUGCCCUUCGCUUGCUGCCCGGCGCUGGUGCACGUUGCGUGUAGGGACGGGGAGAAUGUGUACCGGGUGGGCGAGAACUGGACGUCGCCGUACGACGUGUGCGAGUCGUACUCGUGCAGCGAGGCGGGCGACGGCAAGCUGGAGAAGCUCACCACCGUCAAGACCUGCGAGACCAACUGCCAGCCGGGUUGUAAGUACUUCCCAGCAGAGGCGUCGUCCAAGCAAUGCUGCGGCAAGUGCAAGCCCGUGGCCUGUGUUGUGGAUGGAAAAGAGCACGCCAUCGGCGAACGCUGGACCUCGAAGGACUUCUGCGCCAACUAUACCUGCGUCGACCUUAACGGCACUCUCCAAGUGCAAAGCUCCAACGAGUCCUGUCCUGAUGUCCCGGAAGCCGUCCGCAAGCAGUUCGUACUGAAUGAAGACAUCCCGCCCGGACAGUGCUGCAAGAAACAGGAACCAGUGGCUUGUCGAGUUGGCAACAAGAUAUACCAGGAGGGCCAGACGUGGCCUUCAGACGACCCCUGCAAGAACCUGACGUGUUCCCGCGACGUCACAGGGCGGUUAACACACGCAGCCAGUGUAGAAGCGUGUUCACAUGAUUGCAAGCGCGGCUGGAGCUACCGUGCACCGCCGUCUGGCGUCUGCUGCGGCCGCUGCGUGCAGGAGAAGUGCUUGCUGGACGACGAGCUGGUGGAGCCAGGCACAACAUGGUACUCCGCCGACAACUGCACAACAUACACUUGCGAGAAACUCGGUGAUGAUCUGCUGGUGACGUCAGCGCGCGAGACGUGUCCCAACGUGUCGGACUGUGACCCUGAGGACCUUGUCAACGAGACCUGCUGCCAGGUCUGCAAGGAGAAGCCCAUGGCGCUGAGCACGUGUACACCAACCCUUCUGGCGGGCCCGGCUUCAGUGGGCGCCAUCCGCGCGGUGCUCAAGCCGCACGGCGCCUGCUUCAACGACCGUCCGCUCGUCGGCUUCUACGAGUGCCGCGGGUCCUGCGACUCCGGCACGCUGUAUAAUAACGUGACGGGCAUCCACGACUCCAAGUGCGAGUGUUGCACGGCCACGAGCUACGGCUCGGUCGACAUCUGGCUGGCGUGCGCGGACGGCUCGCGGCAGAAGCACCGCGUGGCCUCGCCCAAUAACUGCAAGUGCCUCGCAUGCGGCGCCAACGCUUCAGGCUGGCCAGGCAAGAAGCCAACGAAGGGCGGCGUCGACACCAUAGACUACGACAUUCCAGAGAUCUAUCAGCGCAUGCGCAUUCCCGACGCCGGCGCGCGCUAACUGAUCGCAACAACUAUACAGUCAUAAGGGCCGUAUUACAGAACUACGCUCGAAACUCGAUUCAAUCUCAAGACAUUAAUGCCCUGUGAUUGGUCUAAUACCUAGAUGUAAUGGACAAUUUGACACCAUUCUCCAAUAAUUCGAAAUCACAACUUUUCUAAAAAGACACUUCAUUCUGGUCUUAAAAACUUAAUUAAUUUUAAAUUACCUGUAAAUUACGAUUUUUGGUCGCAUUGUAAUUGACAAAAGUAGUUUGAGCUGACAAAAUAGUGACGUCAUUUGCUCGUAGUGCCAUACAAAAUCUAUGGGAGAGUUUCGUUUUGACAGUUUAAAAAAGUACGUCAAUUAAUUGGUGGUGUCAACAUGUCUAUUCGACCAAUCAAAGGCCUCAAUCUGUGCUUUUUGAUCUCUGUUCUGUAAUACGCACCUAAAACUACUCUUUAUUUUACGAUCUCUACGCAACAACCAGUGCCAAACUUUAUUAUAAGGUCAUAAAAAAUACACUCAUGUAAAUUGAUCACAUCAAUUGUAUUCUUGUAAAUAUUCAAUAAAUACUGCUGAUAUAUUA